AAACUAUUUAUCUGCUUUAUAGCAAAAUGUUAUCUCAGAAUUUUGUUUACUUUUUUUACUGCACAAUCAUAGUAUCAUUUGUGCAACUAUCGUAACGUGUACUACACGAUGUGGAGGUUGUACAUUCUACUAAAUACGUUCAUUUUUGUGUACGGGAUAAAUCCUGGUCCUGAUAUUCAACCCUCCAAAGGAGAGGUGUGGCCUAAGCCCCUAAGGCAGGAAAAAUACGGCAAGUACUAUUUAAUCGACCCUAUAAGGGCUUUCAAUUUUGAGCUACUUAAAGAAAUAGGUUGCCCAAAGUUCGUAAAUGAUGCCUUUGAUAGAUACGUGAAGAUUAUAAACAGUACCAUUGCUUUAAAACUGAAGAAAGGUGUCUGGGAGAAGGUCGUACCCGAAAAGAAGGAAAUCAGUGAUGAGAAUUUCCUCGGAUAUUUGGAAAGCAUGACCGUAAAUAUCGAAAAUGAGUGUUCCGGUGAAGACAUUGUUCCAGGUUUAAGAGAAUAUGAGGAUUAUUCACUGAGUGUUGACGAGGAUGGUGCCUACUUAUACACAUUGUCGAUUUGGGGGGUACUGCGAGGUCUAGAAACUUUUUCGCAGUUGAUUCAUUUGGAAGACGAUAGCUUGAUCAUUGGUACCACUUUCAUCGAAGACUAUCCCAGUUUUCAUCACAGAGGUAUUCUAAUUGACACUUCCCGACAUUUCCAACCCGUGUCCAUCCUUCAACAAAUGUUGGAUGCUAUGGCGUACAACAAAUUCAACGUUCUGCAUUGGCAUAUGACAGAUGACCACAGUUUUCCAUACCGGAGUACCACCUUUCCAGAACUAAGUGAACAAGGUGCGUACCACCCGACUGAGUUAAUCUACGACCAAGACGACAUUCGUCUAGUUAUCGAGUACGCUCGACUGCGAGGUAUUCGUGUCAUACCGGAAUUCGACACCCCUGGUCAUACAAGAUCUUGGGGCGUCUCCCAUCCAGAAUUACUCACUACUUGCUAUGAAAACAACGAACCCAGUGGAGAAUUGGGACCUAUGGACCCCACUAAAAACACCACGUAUGAUUUUAUAGCCAAACUAUUCCAAGAAAUCUCGGACGUAUUUCCGGACUCGUACUUCCACAUUGGAGGAGAUGAAGUAGCUUCUGGUUGUUGGGAAAGCAAUCCCGACAUAUCCACCUUCAUGGACCAAAACCACAUCGCCACCUAUGUAGAUCUAGAAACCUACUUCAUCCAAAAAGUGAUCGAUAUUUUAGGUACUUCCAACUCCAACCACCUCGUGUGGGAAGAAGUUUUUGUCAACGGGGUACAACUACCCAACUCUAGCGUCGUCCAAGUUUGGCGAGACAACGGUUUAAGCACCUUAAGAGACGUAGUUGCCGCGGGCAAAUUCGGUGUGUAUUCCUCUUGCUGGUACUUCGCCUCGCUGUAUUUUGGUGCAGACUGGACUUCCUUCUACGACUGCGACCCUUUAGCCUUAAUAGAAGACCAAAAUCAAAGAGACCUAGUUCUGGGCGGUGAAGCUUGCAUGUGGGGCGAGUACGUCAAUCAGUUCAACAUAAUUCCAGAAGUUUGGCCUGCUGCCAGUGCCGUCGCCGAACGACUUUGGUCACCUGCGGACGUCACAGACGUCGAAGACGCUAAAAGAAGACUAGAGGAGCAUGCCUGUAGGAUGAACAAGCGUGGAAUUGAAGGACAACCCCCCAACGGACCUGGGUUUUGUGUUUAAACAAUAAAUUUUAAACAGAAA
Zophobas morio is the source of this 1743-nucleotide messenger RNA. Its product is annotated as beta-hexosaminidase subunit beta-like. The transcript has 7 exons. Gene Ontology annotation, molecular function: beta-N-acetylhexosaminidase activity. Gene Ontology annotation, cellular component: membrane; lysosome. Gene Ontology annotation, biological process: glycosaminoglycan metabolic process; ganglioside catabolic process; carbohydrate metabolic process. The record is from RefSeq and is a predicted model, not a curated record. Lineage: Eukaryota; Metazoa; Arthropoda; Insecta; Coleoptera; Tenebrionidae. The coding region runs from base 109 to 1722 and encodes 537 amino acids.